GUAUCGUUAACUGUUAGCGUGUUGGCGUAUUUCUCUCUUUCGUUUGUUGCUAUUGUUCGUCAAGUUGAGAGCAGCCGUGCAGACUACUGUCGACGAAAUGGAACGGCUUUACAUCGAUAUGAGGUUGAGAACAAAGCACUCGAUUUUAUAAAUCAAGAAACAUUGUAUUCUGCAAAGAACAGAACAAACAUCAACAAGGAAUUCCAAGCUUCCAGUGUAUCAGCUGGUUUGCAUUUUGGCGGGAAAUUUAAAUCACCGCAUAAAAUUGAAACAAAACCACUCAAAACAACCAAUCAAAGUGCUUCUAAUUUAACAGUAUCAUGUGAUACAACCAUAUUUAGUGAGACUACAAUAUUUUUUGCUAGUUUUGGUCUGUUGAUAUUUGGGGAUUUCUUCAAUGCUCCUGUUGGAGCAAUWAUGAGUUCAACAGUUAUUUACUGGGAAGGGACCAGCCAGUUUGGAAAACAAAGAGUCUUUGGAGCCAUUGGGUUUGGACUUGGCAGCUUUUUAACUGGUAUUGCCAUUGACAAAACAUUACAUAUCAAUUACUUUGAUCCAAAUUCACAAAGCACCAAUGCACCAAACUACUUGACUGCAUUUUUUAUCUACUUGUGUGCAAACGGACUGCUUUUCUUUCUAAUCAGCUGUGGUCUUGAGGUAGUGAGGGARGAGAAGUCUAAGAUUAUGUGGUCAAGAGUCAAGGAGAUUCUCAGCAAUGGUUUAGUUAUUUGUUUUUUGGUUUAUGUGUUUAUAAUGGGGGUAGUAGGUGGUGUGAUUAUUUUAUUUUUAUUCUGGUUUCUUGAGAGUCUUGGAGCAUCACAGUCCUUGCUUGGCCUCUCCAGUCUAAUAAUGAGUCUCUCUGAGAUUCCAGUUUUUGUUUUCUGCUCUAAAAUGAUCAACUGUAUUGGCCAUGUUGGUGUGUUGGCCUUAUCUUUAACUCUCUCAAUCUUGCGAGUGACUUUAUAUUCUGUUCUUACGAAUCCUUGGUAUGUAUUACUGAUUGAACCACUUCACGGCAUUACCCUAGCUGCYAUGUGGAGUGCUGCAAUAUCAUUUGCUAGUUUACUAGCCACGCCUGACCUWUACACCACAAUUGAGGGUGUGGUGACUGGUUUUCAUUUUGGACUYGGGUGGGGUUUAGGUGCAGUGUUUGGCGGCCUGUUCUAUCAUAMUUAUGGGCCAAGGAAUUUAUUCAGAGGGUGUAUUGUUUUAUGUGGAAUAGGUUUUGUGUUUCUGGUUUUGGUUUAUAAGUUAAAAAAGCGCAAGGAUUGCAUUAUAUUGAAGUUGGAUAUCAGCUUUGCAAAAGAAAUCAAUGUCAAUGUUAAGGACUAUGACAUCAUCCCUGGUUCUGACGUWUCAUGAUUAUGAAUCUGUCAAUCGAAACCUUGCCCCCAAACCACCAGUGAGGGCCAGGGAAAAUUAAACACAUUAUAACCAGGGAAGAAAAAUGAAUAGAUGACUUUGCCUCAGUAGUCACACACACAAAGGAAUCAAGACAAAGUGCAAUGCAUAAAGCUCAGUCAUUUAUGUUUGAUUAAGUUUUGUCCACUGCAUCUCAUUUUGAUUCCUUUGUGAGUGACAACUGAAGCAAAAUUCGCAAAUUGGUUAUUAACGCCUUAUAUAUGAAAUGAUUUGUUUUUAGCUACCACUUUUGGCUUCUAAGGGUUUGGAAAUGGAGGGACUUCAAAAACUUGUUUGAGGGUUAAUUUUCCCAGCAUUGCCUGGGGCUUGGAGGUUUCAAUUCGACUSAUGUAUUAUGGUUAAUUAUUUGUUUAAGUCAGAUGCUUGACAUAUGCACCAUGGCCGCAACAUUGUCAUUAUUUUCAAAUAUCAUUAAUUUGUAAAUAGUACAAAUACUUUUAAGAUUUUAAAAAUCCUUAAGUUAUAAUGCAAACAUUGUAAAAUGUCACUGUUUAAUAUAUAACGAGUGUAAUAAAUAACGUAAAUUAACUGAUGUGAAAGAAGUCACAAAA
Molecule: messenger RNA, 1973 nt
Organism: Exaiptasia diaphana
Lineage: Eukaryota; Metazoa; Cnidaria; Anthozoa; Actiniaria; Aiptasiidae
Product: major facilitator superfamily domain-containing protein 6-B-like
Exons: 1
Cellular component (GO): membrane
Source: RefSeq, a predicted model, not a curated record